This is a messenger RNA of Anopheles coluzzii, 1158 nucleotides long. RefSeq names its product trypsin-7-like. The record is from RefSeq and is a predicted model, not a curated record. NCBI's taxonomy places the organism in Eukaryota, Metazoa, Arthropoda, Insecta, Diptera, Culicidae. The transcript has 3 exons. Gene Ontology annotation, biological process: proteolysis. Bases 25 to 867 code for a protein of 280 amino acids. Gene Ontology annotation, molecular function: serine-type endopeptidase activity.
CGCGCAGAGGAUAACGUUUCCAUCAUGCGCUACCACACUGUUACACUGCUCCUCACUAUCGGCAUCGUCUUGGCCAGUGGCUUGGAGGUGGAUGUUUGGAGACGGUACAACUCACGCCUGCCCAUCGUUGGCUACCGGCAACUUCCAUCCCGCGGUGGUGCGUCACAUGAUGGGAAGAGUGCCAGAAUCGUUGGUGGACGCGAUGCGCCCAUAGAAAACUUCCCCUACCAGCUGUCGUUGCGGCGCAGUGGAGUACAUGCCUGUGGUGCGUCCGUCAUCGCACUGCGGUGGGCAUUGUCGGCCGCCCACUGCACCUAUCCCAUACCGCAGAUGAAUGAGAUGUCUCUUCGGGCGGGAUCUUCAAACCGGUUGGCUGGUGGAACGAUCAUCCCAAUCACCCAGAUCAUCAACCAUCCACUGUUCAGCGAGUACACGAUCGAGUACGAUGUGUGUGUGCUUCAAACGGGUACGGAAAUGGUGGGACAGUUUAUAGUGCCCGUUGUAUUGCCCCCGGCAACUAGUGGGUUUGCCCCCGGAACCAUGGCCAACGCAACCGGGUGGGGUCUUCUGAACGUGCCGGGCUCACUGCCAGUGCAGCUACAGUACGUGGCGCUGCCUUUAAUCUCCCUCGACCAGUGUCGCAAUAGUUGGCCCUCAGAGUGGAUAACGGAGGAAAUGCUUUGCGCUGGCCAGCCGGGUCGCGAUACGUGCGGUGGUGACAGUGGCGGACCACUGGUCAUCAACGGCUACCAGAUGGGCAUCGCGUCCUGGGGCGUAUCGGAAUGCUCCGGCAACUUGCCAUCGGUGUUUGCAAACACUGCCAAUCCCACCGUCCGGAGCUUCAUUCUAGAGCGCACGGGAGUUUAACACGAAUCCCAGCAACUACGCAUCGUUCGUACUCUUAGCACCAAUGAUUGGUUACACCAAACCACUUUCAGUCGUGGUCGUCGUCGUCGUCAUCUCUUAUCACUCGCGCGUACUUUCGGAAAACAUGGGCGGGGAAGCCCCCACAUGGACACCCGGCCAUCGUCAGCCAUGGUCCGCACCGUGCCUCGCAAUUCAUUAUUCGCUAUCAGAGCACAAUGAUAAAUCUGUUCCUACCUUAUCAGAGCUACUCUUGGCAGCAAUAAAGCGCCCCUUCGAGUGUCCAACCCUUUA